Messenger RNA from Yamadazyma jaroonii, 621 nucleotides. The record is from the annotation of a GenBank genome assembly. Lineage: Eukaryota; Fungi; Ascomycota; Pichiomycetes; Serinales; Debaryomycetaceae.
AUGUCAGUACUCAAGACAGCUAAACAGAAACUACGGUCCCAUAUUAAAGCUGAACUUCAAAAAAUCUCCCAAAGAACUAUCGAAUUACAAUCUAAGAACGUUCAUGAUACCUUAGUAAAAUUUCCAGCUUUUCAAAAUGCUAAAAAGGUAGGUAUUUAUAUGCAUAUGCCUCACCUGGAAAUCAGAACUUUAGAUAUAAUACAGACAUGUUUUAACUUGGGUAAACAAGUUUAUCUUCCAAGAUGUAUAUUUGAACAAACUUACGAUCGUAAGAAAAAUCAUAUCCAGCUAUUGAAAGUUGACGCUUUCCAACAGGUGAAAGAAUUGAAACCUCAUGGCAGAUUUCAAUUAUUAGAACCUACUUCAGGUGAAGAUAUACUCGAAUCAGGAGGUUUAGACUUACUCAUAGUACCCGGAGUUGCGUUUACAAGAGAUCUCAAAAGAUUAGGUCACGGUGGAGGUUUCUAUGAUGAGUUCAUACAAACUUAUACCAAAACACAUUCUCAUCCUAUAAUAAUAGGUAUAGGUUUGACUCACCAAUUGAUAGAUCAAAUUCCAACUGAAACCCAUGAUAAAAAGUUGGAUGCUGUCAUCAUCGAUAAAGAUACAUACAUGACAUAA